Cylindrotheca closterium is the source of this 1209-nucleotide messenger RNA. The record is from the annotation of a GenBank genome assembly. Lineage: Eukaryota; Bacillariophyta; Bacillariophyceae; Bacillariales; Bacillariaceae.
AUGUUUCUAUUGAAACUCUUGCUCUGCUUGCUUCUACCUACUAAUGCCAAUACUAUUCGACUACAGACUCCACAUCCGCUGCUGUCUCCUUCUGAGUCGAUGCAUCAGAUUGCCACCGAGUGCGACAAGUUGGAUGUUGGAACGCCUGACCUAUAUGGUGACUUCCACCUUGAAAAUUCCUUCUUGAGACAGUUUGAGGCUGAUCUUGCAGAAGAGUUUGGAAAAGAAGAUGCUGUAUUUCUGCCUAGCGGUGUAAUGGCUCAACAAAUUGCCUUGCUUGUUCACAGUAAAGAAAAGAAGAAGACCAGCUUUCUUUGCCACAAAACAAGUCAUCUAUUGAUCCACGAAAAGGAAGGAUACAGUGAACUAUGUGGACUGCAUGCUGUUGAUUUACCUCUUACAGAACAAAAAAUGGGCAUCAGUGGACCACCGCUUCUCUAUGAUCAUCUCCUGGAAGCCGAACUCGAUGAUAUUUGUACCCUAAUAAUUGAGCUACCACAUCGAGAAUUGGGAGGCAAGCUGACCCCGUGGAGUGACAUCAUGCAGAUGCAGCAUCUCAUGAAGGAGAAAGAUAUUUCCUUUCACUGUGAUGGAGCACGAAUCUUUGAAGCCAGUGUUGGGUACAAAAAGUCUGUUCGAGAACUUGCAAGCCCGUUCGAGUCCAUCUACUUUUCCUUCUACAAAGGUCUGGCAAGUCCCUAUGGAGGGGCCAUGUUGAUGGGAACGAAUUCGUUCUGUGAAGAGGCUAGAAUAUGGCUACGUCGAUUUGGAGGAAACCUCUAUUCCUUGCUACCAUAUAUCGUGGCGGGGAAGGCUGGGUAUCUCAAGUACGUCAAGGAUCAGUCGCACCCAACCCUGUCAUUCGGUGACAAACACCAAAAACUACUUCGUAUAACGGAUAGCAUUCAAAAGAAAGGGUUCGAGACGGUUGGGUGCUUCGAACCCGAAGUUCCAGAAGUUAACAUGGUACAUUGCUUUCUUCGUCUAUCGUCGAAGGAUUGUAUUGGAAUUCGUGAUGAAAUUGAAGACAAGUCGGGCGUUUCAAUCUUCCAUCGAAUAUCUGAACUAAAAGAAGGGGAUAAAGGGUGGGAUGAGGGUUAUCGAUGCAAAUUUGAGCUGUACAUGGGCCAAGCAAAUGGCUCUAUAGAAGAUGAAAUCUGGGUCAACACUUGGUCAGACUUUAUUCAUCUUGCGUCUGACAAAAAAUAG